This is a messenger RNA of Daldinia vernicosa, 461 nucleotides long. RefSeq lists its product as uncharacterized. Bases 133 to 390 code for a protein of 85 amino acids. Lineage: Eukaryota; Fungi; Ascomycota; Sordariomycetes; Xylariales; Hypoxylaceae. The transcript has a single exon. The record is from RefSeq and is a predicted model, not a curated record.
UUGGCAGGUUACCGGCAGGCAGUACGUAUAGUACUCCACGUUAAGAAUGACGAUUGUCGGUUGAUAGGGAUAGGCUGGGCAUUUUCCGGAUCCCCCAAUAGCGAACUGGGAAAGCUGUAAAUAGUUAAUGGCAUGGUAUGCUCUAAUAAAACAACUCGAUACAUUAGGUAUUCUUCUUCGCAGGAUCGACGGGACCAACAGGACCGGGUGGGUUCCAGCGCCUUUCCGCUUUCGAAAGCAGCCUCGCUCAUCGUCUUGAAUGGAAAAUGGCUCAUAAUGCUGGUAAAGAUAGUAGUACAUAUGUACUCUGGAUUACCUAUUGUGUGUAUGUACCGCGCAUGUGGCCUAGCGUCUGUUGCUUUGCAGCUUUGCAGAUGGUGUGGGUGUUAGGGUAGCAUAGCACAGUAAUGAGGCGCACUGACUCGCCAUUUGACCGGCUUUCAUCGUACAGCCUGGCACUG